UAUAUAUAAGAGUAAGUGACCCGAGUUGGUGUUGUGAAAACCAGCAUUUCUGAGAAAGCACAGGAGGAGGAGAGGAGAGAGUCAUGGAGGUUUCAGUGUUCACACUGAUGAAAGUGCUUGGUUCGCUAGCUGUUGUGGCCAUGGUGAGCUCUGUGGUUCAUCUGUACACCGCGACGUGGUUGAAGUGUGAGAGGCUGAGGAAGAAGCUGAGAAGGCAAGGCAUAAGAGGGCCUACACCUUCAUUCUUGUAUGGCAACCUUCCUGAGAUGCAGAGGAUACAGAUGAAGGCGAAAGCGGCCAUUGAUGAAGCAGCUCUUCCUCAUGGAGAGUUCAUUGCCCAUGACUACACUUCCUCUCUCUUCCCAUACUUUGAACAGUGGAGGAAAGAAUACGGGCUGAUGUACACAUACUCAAAUGGAAUGAGGCAGCACUUGUACAUCAAUCAAGCAGAGCUAGUGAAGGAGAUGAACCAGUGUGUGACUUUGCUGGGCAAGCCUUCUUACGUCUCCAAGAGACUCAAACCCUUGCUUGGCAAUGGCAUCAUCAGGUCCAACGGCCAUUUCUGGUCUCAGCAGAGAAAGAUCAUUGCCCCUGAGUUCUUCAUGGAGAAAGUGAAGGGGAUGGUGGGACUAAUGGUUGAGUCGGCGCAGACUCUGCUGACGACAUGGGACAGCAGGAUCGAAGCUGAAGGUGGUCAGAUGGCAGAGAUCACGGUGGAUGAGGACUUGAGGAGCUUAUCAGCAGAUGUGAUCUCAAGGGCUUGCUUUGGAAGCUCUUAUGUCAAGGGCAAAGAGGUGUUCUCCAAGCUCAGGAGCCUCCAAAAUAUCAUGUCCAAGCAAAGCUUCCUGUUCGGAAACAGCCUUUUCGGAUUUCUUCCGUUGAAGGACGGGAAGAAAGUGAGGAAUCUGGAGAAGGAAAUAGAGUUGCUGAUAUGGAAGGCCAUACAGGAACGCCGAAGAGAAUGCUCUGAGAGGACUUCGGCGAAGGAUUUAAUGCAACUGAUCCUGGAAGGGGCGAUCAAUGAUCACAACCUCGACAAGGAAUCGUCAAAGCACUUCAUCAUCGAUAACUGCAAGAACAUAUACUUCGCCGGCUAUGAGACUACUGCAGUCGCCGCGUCCUGGUGCUUGAUGCUGCUUGCCCUACAUCCCAAGUGGCAGUCGCAGAUACGAGAAGAGAUGGCCCAAGUUUGUGACAGCAACACGGUCGAUGCUGAUGCGCUCCUACAACUGAAGGCGGUGACUAUGGUCAUCCAAGAAACGCUCCGUCUAUACCCACCGGCAGCAUUCGUCUCCAGGGAGGCGCUGGAAGACACGAAAAUCGGGAAUGUGAACGUCCCGAAAAAUGUAUGCAUAUGGACUCUGAUUCCGACACUUCACCGUGAUCCCGAGAUCUGGGGCACGGACGCCAACGAGUUCAAGCCACAGAGAUUCGCUGACGGCAUAGCCAAAGCUUGCAAGUAUCCCCAAGCGUAUGUCCCGUUCGGGCUUGGGCCACGGCUGUGCUUGGGCAAGAACUUUGCAAUGGUUCAACUGAAGAUCGUCCUCUCACUCAUCGUGUCGAGAUAUACUUUCUCCCUCUCUCCCAAGUACCAGCAUUCUCCGACUUAUCAAAUGAUUGUAGCACCCAAACACGGCGUAUGCAUCACGAUUCAGAAGAUCUGACCGAGUCCUAGCAGUUUGUAACUAACAAAAUCAGCCCAAGCAUGUUGAUCCGCUGCUUCUUGACGAUUCUCCUAACUCGUCCGCUUGAAAUUGACUUCAGAGUCACAAAAGAUCAUUGAAUCUGCUUUGCCAUCUCGUCCACACCUAUUCUAACGUAGCUUGAUGAAUGUAAGGGUUUUUUACGUUCAGAUGUAGCCGCCAUCUCACAUAAUGAAUGUAUUUAUCUAAAUCCUGAUUAGCAUAAACUCCUUGAAGAAAUGAAAUGCAAAUGUACUGGUCAAUGGCAUAUAUAGGCUUAUUACUUUUGAAA
This is a messenger RNA of Eucalyptus grandis, 1974 nucleotides long. Its product is annotated as cytochrome P450 714A1. NCBI's taxonomy places the organism in Eukaryota, Viridiplantae, Streptophyta, Magnoliopsida, Myrtales, Myrtaceae. The record is from RefSeq and is a predicted model, not a curated record. The transcript has 5 exons. Gene Ontology annotation, molecular function: heme binding; oxidoreductase activity, acting on paired donors, with incorporation or reduction of molecular oxygen; monooxygenase activity. The coding region runs from base 84 to 1664 and encodes 526 amino acids.